AUGCAGGGAGUAUUAUGCUCAGUGGCCCCUUCCACCCUCCGGGCUUACUCAGCGGCCGCCGCCCGUUUUCAGGCUUUCGCCACGGGGGCGGGCACCCAGGGAUCCUGGCCCGCGUCACAGGACUUGGUUUUGCAGUACCUGGCACACCUCAAGGGCCUGGGGCUUUCUCCCCGGACUAUGAGGAGGGAUUUGGCAGCCAUUUCAUUUUUCAGCAAGGCGCAGGGACUUCCCGAUCCUUGCAACUGCUUCCUAGCUCGCCGGGCCCUCGAGGGCUGGGCCAGGCUGGCCCCCCCACCCCCUGACCCCCGGCGCCCCAUCACCAUUCCCAUUUUGGAGCGGGUCCUUCAGGCACUCCCCAACCUGUGCUGGUCCGCUUUCGAGGUACAGCUUUUCCGGGCCGCUUUCCUGAUCACCUUUUUUGGUGCCUUCCGCGUUAGCGAGGUGGCCUCGGGCUCCCGGUCCGACAUGUCGGGUAGGGCCCUGGCUGUCUCUGACAUCACCUGCUCCCCCCGCCGGGCGACCAUCCGCCUGCGGCGGUCGAAGACCGACCAGCGCGGCCGGGGGGCCUCCGUCACGCUGCGGGCGGCCGCGGGCCGGCACCUGUGCCCGGUGCGGGCCAUCAGGGCAUACCUGGCCCUACGCCCGCCCUUCCCUGGCCCCCUCUUCGCGCCUGAGGAUAAGUUGCCCCUCACCCGAUACCAGUUUGCCUCCGUCUUGAGGGCAUGUCUGCGCCAUGCAGGUUUCCCCCCCAUGCGGUUCGGCACUCACUCCUUCCGCAUCGGGGCUGCCACCGUUGCCGCCGGAUUGGGGCUCCCCGCCCCUGCCAUCCAGUCCAUUGGCCGCUGGCGUUCCAGCGCAUUUCGCUCCUAUAUCCGCCCCCUCGGGGAGGCUCCUUACUAA
Eublepharis macularius is the source of this 900-nucleotide messenger RNA. RefSeq names its product integrase/recombinase xerD homolog. The transcript has a single exon. Gene Ontology annotation, molecular function: DNA binding. NCBI's taxonomy places the organism in Eukaryota, Metazoa, Chordata, Lepidosauria, Squamata, Eublepharidae. The record is from RefSeq and is a predicted model, not a curated record. Bases 1 to 900 code for a protein of 299 amino acids. Gene Ontology annotation, biological process: DNA integration; DNA recombination.